AUGAAUGAGACUGACCAAAAUAUCCAAUUUAAGCCCACUUACCGUAAGAUCUGGAAAGUAAAAAAGCUCAUUAAGAGUCUUGAGAGUGCACGAGGUGCCGGUACAUCGAUGAUCAGUUUGAUCUUGCCGCCCAAGUCGCAGCUGUCUCAAGCAACGAAUAUGUUAACCCAGGAAUAUGGUACCGCAAGUAACAUCAAGUCUCGAGUUAAUCGCUUGUCGGUGCUUGCCGCCAUCACUUCCACACAACAGCGUCUUAAGCUUUACACACGUGUCCCAGACAAUGGUCUUGUGGUCUAUUGUGGUACGAUCCUCACACCUGAGGGCAAAGAAAAGAAGGUUAACUUCUCGUUUGAACCAUUCAAGCCCAUCAACACCUCUCUCUAUCUCUGUGAUAACAAAUUCCAUACGGAGGCACUUUCCGAGCUGUUGGAGUCGGAUGCUCGUUUCGGUUUCAUCAUCAUGGAUGGUAAUGGGUCUCUUUUUGGUACUGUUUCUGGAAAUACUAGGACGGUGCUACACAAAUUCUCCGUGGAUUUGCCCAAGAAGCACGGUCGCGGUGGUCAGUCUGCCUUGCGUUUCUCUCGUUUGCGCGAGGAAGCACGCCACAACUAUGUGCGAAAGGUAGCAGAAUAUGCGACCCAGCACUUCAUCACCGAUAACAAGUGCAAUGUUACUGGUUUGGUGCUUGCUGGCUCUGCUGACUUCAAAACCGAACUUAGUCAGUCGGAUAUGUUGGACUAUCGACUCGCGCCCAAAAUUAUCCAAAUUGUCGAUGUUUCGUACGGAGGUGAAAAUGGAUUCAACCAGGCUAUUGAGCUGGCGGCAGACAGCUUGGCCAACGUCAAGUUUGUCCAAGAAAAGCGUUUAAUUCAAAAAUACUUUGACGAAAUUUCCACAGAGACAGGCAAGUACUGUUUUGGUCUUGAAGAUACGUUCCGCGCUCUUGAAAUGGGUGCUGUUGAGACACUUAUUGUCUGGGAGAACCUUGAGCAUAUGCGCCACGUUCUCAAAGACUCUGAGGGCAAUGAACAUGUCCUUAUGCUCACCAAAGAGCAGGAAGAAGAUCGUUCUCGUUUCAUCGACAAGGCUACAGGUUUGGAAAUGGAAGAAGUUGGAGAGCCACAGCCUCUUCUUGAGUGGAUCGCUGAGAACUACAAGCAAUUUGGUACCACUCUCGAAUUCGUAACUGAUCGUUCUCAAGAGGGCAUGCAGUUCUGCAAAGGCUUUGGUGGUAUUGGUGGCAUUCUUCGCUAUAAGGUUGCAUUCGAGGAUUUGGCUAUGUAUGAUGAGGCCGAGGAUGAGUUCAUGAGUGACGACGACGAAGACUACUAA
Messenger RNA from Malassezia sympodialis ATCC 42132, 1332 nucleotides. The record is from the annotation of a RefSeq genome assembly. Lineage: Eukaryota; Fungi; Basidiomycota; Malasseziomycetes; Malasseziales; Malasseziaceae.